AUGUCUUUGGAGACAGAACAAGAUGAAAUCUCAAGUGGUCUAAAUACAAAAGGACAAAAUGAAAGCUUUCACGCGUUUCCUGAAAAUGAUGCCAGGAAAGACUCAUUACAUUCAUCAGAGAAUCCUGAAGUAGUUGACCUAACUGCUAAAAGUCUGAGUGAAAUUUCAUAUGAAGUUCCUAAAGCAGAUGACAAUGAGGAAAACCAUAAAAUGACUGAAAAUUUAUCAAAAAGCGAUUUGCCUGAAAAAAGGUAUGAAUAUGAAUUUUCAGCUGAGAUAAAUUCUGCCACAGUGCCUCAAGGUGUCUCAGCAACAGAUGGGAGAAAAUACGAACUACUUACAUCAGCUGAAAAGAAUACUGGAAAACUAAACCAAAUCCUUGCAGAUGUUGAUGAAGAUGCCAAAACAGACACGUUACCAUCAGCAGUGGAUCUUGAAAAUGCUAAAAAUGGAUCAACAUAUGCAUUGCCUGAAGAAAAAGAUGAGAAUUUCACAGUUAUGCUAAAUAAUAAAGGAUUAAGGGACAUUCCUCUGCUCACUUUUCGAAACCAAAAUUUAAAAUAUUUGCAUUUAUACAACAAUGAAAUAAAAACAUUACAUUCAAAUAUAGGUAAUUUAAUUAAUCUGGAAGUCCUAUUCGCUGAAAAAAAUAAAUUGACAUCACUGCCACCAGAAAUUUCCUUACUUCAUAAACUAAGAGUAUUAAAUAUUAGUCACAACCAGUUAUCAUAUCUCCCUAAAGAAUUAUCAAAACUUGUAAAUAUUAAGGAACUCUUUCUCAAUCACAACAACAUUGAUGAAUUUCCUUUUGCAUUGAAAAGCCUUGAAACUUUAGAACUUGCUGGGAACAAGCUAAAAACUUUGCCAGAUACCAUGGUUGACAUGAAAAAUUUGAAGGUACUCAAUAUUGAUUCCAAUCAGAUCUUAAUAUUCCCAAAGGUUGUCUGCUACCUUCCUUAUCUAGUAAAACUCAGCAUAUGUGAGAAUUUGAUUCAGAGCUUGCCAAAGGACAUUAAAGAGCUCAAGAAACUACAAGAAUUUUCAGUCAGUAGCAAUAAGCUUAUAUUUUUGCCUGUGCAGCUUUUUCAGUUGACAAAACUAAGAGAACUCAGAGCUGACAACAACAAACUGGAGUUUCUUUCAGAUAAAGUUGAGAAUUUACAAGAACUUACGUUUCUGAACCUUGCAAAAAAUUUAUUCAAAAACAUUACAGAGAAUCUUUGCAACUGUACCAUGUUGAAACAUCUCAUUCUACAUGAUAAUCAGUUAACACAGCUUCCUGCUAAUAUUCACAAACUUAAACGCUUAAAGGAGUUUUCCUUAAGUAGGAACCAGCUGGACUCACUGGAUGAGCAAAUAUCACAUUUUAAAGACCUCUCCGUAAUAGAACUUUCUGGAAAUGCACUGACAUACAUUCCUGUUGAAUUAAAAAAUUGUAUGGGGAUAACCAAAGCUGACCUCAGCAAUAAUAAGCUCUCUCAGUUUCCACAUGCAUUGUGUGCACUAUUUGAUCUUAAGUACUUAAAUCUUAGUGGAAACUGUAUUUCAGAAAUAGUACCUGGAAUUUCUUACAUUAAAAAUUUGGAGUAUCUACAUUUAAACAAAAAUAAACUGUCCUCUUUUUCUGCAUGCUUGUGCAGCCUCACAAAACUAAUUUACUUGGAUGUAAGUGAGAAUGAAAUCCAUAGCAUGCCAGCAAUGGUAUCUGAGAUGAAGGCUCUCCAGGUACUUCUUUUACACUGCAAUAAAUUUGACUUAUUUCCCGAAGAACUGUGUUCUUUAAAGAGUUUACAAAUCCUUAACCUUGCAAAUAAUCAGAUAAAGAGCAUUCCUUUACAGAUUAGUAAUCUGGAAGUGAUUAAAGAACUAAAUGUGUCAAACAACCAGUUUGUAUCUUUCCCUUCUGAAAUAUGUCAUCUUUCAUCACUGGAGAAAUUGACAGUGUGUCAGAUGAAUGGGUUGAAGUUAACAAAAGUUCCAGAGGAGAUAUCUAAAUUGAUUUGCCUCAGAGAGCUUGAUGUAUCUCAUAAUGCAUUAAAGGAAAUUCCAGAUGGCAUAGGGGAACUGGAAUAUUUGGUCCAUUUAAUUGCAAAUAAUAAUGAUAUCAGUCAGCUCCCCAAAUCUAUUACAUCACUAAGAAAUCUACAGCAACUUGACCUGAGUGGAAAUUGUCUGAUAUCUUUGCCUGCUGGUCUUCGGCAUCUUCAUUUGCUAACAGACAUAAACUUUGAUGGAAAUGCUCUGUUUGAACCACUGCAGGAGGUGUGUAAAGGAAAGCAACUAGAUCCCAUUCUAUGCUAUCUGGAAAGUGCUGAGGAAAGAGACGAGAAAAUAUUGCAGAAGAUAUUAGAAGUGAUUGCUGACAAUGUUCCUUAUGAAAAUUUUGAAUUCUUCUGCCAGAAACUGCAACUUCAUCAUGCUGACAUCAAGUCUCUUGAAAAUAGCAGGACUGUUAAACUAGAAGAGAAAAUCAUGACAGCACUGAACAUUUGGAAGAGUGAAAACCAACUCCUAACUUCUGCUGAAAUGAUAGAUAAACUGAUCAGAAUCCUAAAAUAUCCGCCAUACAUUUCGUCGAGCAUCCCUUUCCUUGGACAUGCAGUAGCGUUUGGGAAAAGUCCCAUUGAGUUUUUGGAAAAUGCUUAUGAACAGUAUGGGCCUGUGUUCAGUUUCACUAUGGUUGGCAAGACGUUCACAUACUUACUGGGCAGUGAUGCUGCUGCUCUACUCUUCAAUAGCAAAAAUGAAGACUUGAAUGCGGAGGACGUAUACUCUCCGUUAACUACGCCAGUCUUUGGCAAGGGAGUUGCCUAUGAUGUCCCUAAUAUGGUGUUUUUGGAACAGAAGAAGAUGCUCAAAACUGGGCUAAAUAUUGCCCGAUUUAAACAGCAUGUAUCUGUGAUUGAAGAAGAAACAAAAGAGUAUUUCAAAAAAUGGGGAGAAAGUGGAGAAAAGAACCUGUUCGAAGCCCUUUCAGAACUUAUCAUUUUGACAGCAAGUCAUUGCUUACAUGGGAAAGAAAUAAGAAGCUUACUGAAUGAGAACGUGGCUCAGCUGUAUGCUGAUUUGGAUGGGGGAUUUACUCAUGCUGCCUGGCUCCUGCCAGGUUGGCUACCUCUGCCUAGCUUCAGACGACGAGAUCGAGCGCACAAAGAAAUAAAGAGCAUCUUCUAUAAGGUUAUCCAGAAACGUCGAAAGUCUGAGGAGAAAGAAGAUGACAUACUCCAAACUCUACUUGAUGCUUCCUAUAAGGAUGGCCGUCCGCUGACAGAUGAUGAAGUUGCUGGCAUGCUUAUUGGGUUGCUGUUAGCAGGGCAACACACGUCCUCCACCACUAGUGCCUGGCUUGGCUUCUUCCUAGCCAGAGACAAAUCAAUACAGGAACAGUGUUACGCAGAACAGAAAGCGGUUUGUGGAGAUGACUUGCCACCAUUAACGUAUGACCAGCUGAAGGAUCUCAGUUUGCUGGAUCGCUGUGUAAAAGAAACUUUAAGGCUGAGACCUCCUAUAAUGACUAUGAUGAGAAUGGCCAAAACUCCUCAAACUGUUGCUGGGUAUAGUAUUCCUCCUGGCCAUCAGGUCUGUGUGUCUCCCACUGUUAACCACAGACUGAAGGACUCAUGGAAAGCUGCUCUAGACUUCAAGCCUGACCGGUAUCUCCAAGAUAAUCCCGCAGCUACAGAGAAAUUUGCCUAUGUUCCGUUUGGUGCUGGCCGUCAUCGCUGUAUUGGAGAAAACUUUGCUUAUGUUCAGAUUAAGACCAUUUGGUCUACUUUGCUUCGUUUAUAUGAAUUUGAUCUCAUCAAUGACUACUUUCCAACUAUAAAUUAUACAACAAUGAUACACACACCUAAUAACCCAGUUAUCAGAUACAAGAGGAGGUCACCCUAAGUUCUGGAACAAAAACCUUAUCUAUUUAAGUUGUGUGAACUAACAGACUUUUGAAUAAAACUGGCAAAAUGAAUGGCAAUUGGAAACUGUUCCAUGACUCUGUGAAAGCAACAAUAAUUUACCAGCUGUGAUGUCUUUGCAUCUAUUUAAUUUGUUUCUCCAUACCAUUUAAUGCUGCUGUAUGUAAUUGCUUGUUUUACAACUUUUUUGUUGCAAUUUUUAAAUGAAAACUGUCUUUUCUAUUUGUGUAACAUUUUUAAAGUGCAUGACAACUCUUUCCUUAAAGGUGAAGAAACAAUAAGCUAUUUCUACAAACUGAAAUCUUUGUUUCUGAAAAGUAGCUAAAAGUUACUUUUCUCCUCUUAAGGGGUACAACUAUGUACAUUGCAUCUGUAUCCAGUUAUGGUAAAUCCAUCAGGUAACAGGCACCAAGUUGGAAUGUACCUUCGUGGUGCUCUACUGUGAGAGUAGAACUGCAAAUAUUGUAGUAAUGAGUGAACUAUCUGUGGUCUUAGCUGCUGAUUGAAAGUACCCACAUACUUAUUUAAAAAAUUGUUACUGUACAGAAGAGUAUUGAGCAGACUACAAAAAUACUUAUAGAAGAGACUUUACUGAGAAUAAACGAUUUUUAUGAACUUCAGCUGUAAAAUGGUUAGGUUCAAAAAAACCCAGCAAAUCCUUUUCUAGAAACAAUUCUGAAAACUAGUAAUUUCUAAAAGCCUGAUACAAGUAUGAAAAGUAACAGUAAAUGGUACAAACAACUUUAAUUUUGUGAAUAACUACUUUAUGUAUAGAGCGGUCAAAGAAAGUGAAAUGUGAACGUUGUUCCCCUUUGUACUGACUCAUGCAGGAUUUUUAAAUGAUGUUUGUUUAAAAAAUGAUGAUAAAUGAAUGGUAAUGAGCUCUGGCUCAUAGAAACUUUGAAUUAAAUCUAUAAACAAA
Dromaius novaehollandiae (emu) is the source of this 4833-nucleotide messenger RNA. Its product is annotated as leucine-rich repeat and death domain-containing protein 1. The record is from RefSeq and is a predicted model, not a curated record. Gene Ontology annotation, molecular function: iron ion binding; monooxygenase activity; protein binding. The coding region runs from base 1 to 3891 and encodes 1296 amino acids. The transcript is spliced from 14 exons. NCBI's taxonomy places the organism in Eukaryota, Metazoa, Chordata, Aves, Casuariiformes, Dromaiidae.